AGAAACAAUGGUGCCCCACUCACCUCUCCUUCCUCCUUGCUAUCCGAUAACGGCGACCCCUUCCACUCGCCGCAAACUGACCUCCGCGACAACUCCCGCAUCAUCGUCAUCAUCGAGACAACAUCAACUCAGUUCACCCAGGUCGCGCCAAAAUUCGAGCACCGAAACCCACCGCGGUGGAAUCCUUCAAGGAGUUAGACCAUUUUCAAUCUGGAAACAUCGUGCCUUUGGCCACAUGGAGGAAGUCAUGGCGGCAAUCAGAGUUAUGUUUGAAAAACUAAAGGAAGAAGUUGAUUCUGACUUGGAUGGUUUUGCUGGAGAUUUGGUGGGCAUUCUUGAAAAGAAUGUAGUGUCUGAUCGUGAAUGGAAAGAGAGGUUGGAGGAUCUGUGGGUUGUUACUCUACAAUGUGUAUGUGUGCGCUAGGUGCUCUGCUCCAGCCAGAACUCGCUGCUCCAGGUGCAAAAAUUGUUAGAUAUUGGCAAUUCUUUUAACUUACUUUAGCUUCAAAUCUAUUUUUCUUUCUCCCAUUUUGUGUACUUAAAUUAAUUGUGUGGAAGCAUGCUUUGAA
Molecule: messenger RNA, 569 nt
Organism: Glycine soja
Lineage: Eukaryota; Viridiplantae; Streptophyta; Magnoliopsida; Fabales; Fabaceae
Product: probable serine/threonine protein kinase IREH1
Exons: 2
Coding region: 8-424 (138 amino acids)
Source: RefSeq, a predicted model, not a curated record